Molecule: messenger RNA, 1644 nt
Organism: Vitis vinifera (wine grape)
Lineage: Eukaryota; Viridiplantae; Streptophyta; Magnoliopsida; Vitales; Vitaceae
Product: chloroplast envelope quinone oxidoreductase homolog
Exons: 4
Coding region: 303-1292 (329 amino acids)
Molecular function (GO): oxidoreductase activity
Source: RefSeq, a predicted model, not a curated record
AAACAAACACUUAAUUUGUUUUUUUCCUCAAAACUUUUUCUUUGAAGCCAAACAUAAGCUUGGGUUUUGGAUGGAUAAGGACGAGUGCAUUGUGAUUAACGGAUAAAAGCAUCAUAUUUAUUGAAAUCUCCGUUCACCCCAUGAAAAUAUAUGAAGUGAAUGGAAAUCAGUGGCUAUCUUUGAAGGAUUUAUUUCCAAAUAUUGAAUGAAAUCAGUGGAUAUCAUCCCCAAAUCACGUGGCCCACAAAGCUGUCAUCGCUUCUUCCACUCUUCCUUCACACUCUCUUUUUUUCCCUCUAGAUAUGGCUGCCAAGCUCAUGCGCGCGGUUCGGUAUAGUGGUUAUGGCGGCGGAGCUGCUGGGCUGGAGCAUGCUGAGGUUCCAGUUCCAGCUCCUGCUAAAGAUGAGGUUUUGCUGAAAUUGGAAGCAGCAAGCCUAAAUCCAGUAGAUUGGAAAAUUCAGAAAGGCAUGCUGCGUCCUCUUUUUCCUUGCAAAUUCCCUCACAUACCAGUUACUGAUGUGGCUGGAGAGGUGGUGGAGGUUGGAUCUGGAGUCAAAGAUUUCAAAGCUGGUGACAAAGUUGUUUCUGUACUUAGCCAUUUUAGUGGAGGUGGACUAGCAGAGUUUGCUGUGGCUAAAAAGAACAUAACAGUCUCGAGGCCUGCUGAAGUGUCAGCAGCUGAAGGCGCAGGCUUGCCCAUUGCAGGUCUUACAGCUCACCAGGCCCUCACCCAGGUGGUAGGCAUCAACCUUGACGGAAGUGGCCCACAGAAAAGCAUCCUUAUCACAGCUGCCUCAGGUGGGGUCGGUCACUAUGCUGUUCAACUUGCAAAGCUGGGAAACACACAUGUUACAGCCACUUGUGGAGCACGAAACAUUGAUCUAGUCAAGAGCUUAGGGGCUGAUGAGGUUCUGGACUACAAGACCCCAGAUGGUGCAGCUCUCAAGAGCCCAUCUGGUCGGACAUUCGACGCUGUGAUCCAUUGUGCAACAGGCAUUCCGUGGUCCACUUUCGAACCUAACUUAAGCACAAAUGGGAAGGUAAUAGAUAUCACUCCUAACGCCAGUGCCAUGGUGACUUUUGCUCUGAAGAAACUCACUUUCUCUAAGAAGCAGCUGGUUCCCUUGCUUUUAUCUCCCAAGAAGGAGAACCUGGAGUGUCUUGUUGGGUUGGUGAAGGAAGGGAAGCUUAAGACAGUGAUCGACUCGAAACAUCCUCUGAGCAAGGCUGAAGAUGCUUGGGCCAAGAGCAUCGAUGGCCAUGCCACUGGGAAGAUCAUCGUCGAGCCUUAAUCGUGAUUAUAUAUCAACUCUAAUAUGGCUAAUAAAAAAGAUGUGAUGUAGUAUGCGAGGGUUAGGUAAUAAUUAUUUGCAUUAGAACAAGGUAUUUGAUGAUGUUUGCUUCUGCCUUACGCUUAGCAUACUGGUUAUUGUACAUAUGUGCGUCUUUUGUUCAUAUUUGUAAAUUGUACAAGCUCGUCAUGUUUGGUCAUGGGUUUUGUUUUUUUUCUUUUUCCUCUUCUUUCCUUUGUUUUAUACUAGGGAUGCUGCUUUUACUAAUAAGGCUCUUCCUAUGACAUUUUCUGAGAAGAACGUUACAUUUCUUCCAUUUUUGUUAGAAAUGAAAAUGAAUAUUUUAUUUUUA